CUGCAGACUAUCAGUGUCACAAUAGCCUCCAAGAUCUUCAGCAUUGUCAACAAUUUCUGUUUUUUGAAAAGCAAUAAUGUCAGUUUGCUGUCCAAAUAAUAUUACACUAAACACUAAUAUAUCACUAAAAAUCCUAAAAAAUACUGCAUUUACCACCAGUUGGACUCCUGGGAUCCGAUAAUGGUGUACUGCUUCAUUUUUUUAAAUUAUUUACAUUUCCAUAUGACUUGCUUGACAAAAUGAUUGAAAGUCACAGUACGCAACAGUUAAGAGAUGCUCAAGAGUCAUGGGUCAAUUCAGGAUGGUUUGUAUUUUAAAGCAAAUGAUUUCUUCUCAGAGGAGCUGAGGAUUUCUGUGUGCUUAUACGUUGAUGACUUUGAAGUGUGCAACCCUCUUGGGACAUCAAGGAAAAAGCACAAGUUAUGUGCAGUCUACUGGAUUUUGGGUAAUGUACCAUCAGAUAAGCACCAUAUUACAUGUGAAACUUGCUACAGAGAAAGAGGUAUCUGCGGAAUUCAGCAGGAUUACAACAAUUCCUUUGUUGUCCAAAUUCAUGGGUCAGCUUGAUCAUUUCUCCUCCCAGCUCCUCAAAAAUUUCAAAAAGAAAGGAGGAGCAGCCGCACAGAAGAUCACAGACAUCCUGUCAGUUUUGGAUCAGAGCAUCACCAUUGAAAAAAAGCGUGAAUGCAUCCUGAAAGCCUUAGUGGUCUACCUAAAUGAAGAUCCUUCAAACCUAGUGAAGGAGUACAUGGACGCUGAACAUGAUGAAGCCCAAAUUUUGAUGAGCAACACCACUCUCGGAAUCUGUACCAUAAAACAUGAAGGGGCAGAUGUUGCAGACCCAUACGAAGAUGUUGGUGUCAUCAUCGAAGGCAUCCAAGUACUUGACAACUUGGACAAUGUAGCUAAUGCAUGUUCCAUGAUGAAUUAAAAUCUAUAGAUCUGUAGAUGAUGCUGUCAACAUGGCCCUUCACGUAAUCCUCCACACCUUGACUUCCCAGGAACAUACGUAAGAAUCCUUUUCGUAGAUUUUAGCUCCGCCUUCAAGACUAUCAUCCCGUCCCUCCUGUACUACAAGCUCUCCUACCUGCAUGUACCCAACUCCACCUGCAGAUGGAUCACAGACUUCCUAACCAACAGGAAGCAACAGGUGAAGAUGGGGAAACACAUUUCUAUCUCCCAGACCAUCAGCGCCGGAUCUCCACAAGGCUGCGUCCUUUCUCCCCUCCUAUUCUCCCUCUACACAAACAGCUGCACCUUCUCCCACCCAUCUGUCAAGCUCCUGAAAUUUGCAGACGAUACAACCCUCAUCAGACUCAUCUCUGAUGGGGAUGAGUCUGCCUACAGACAGGAGAAUGAUCACCUGGUGUCCUGGUGCAAUGGGAACAACCUUGAGCUCAACGCCCUGAAGACAGUGGAGAUGAUCUGCCCCACCUCCACCCAUCUUCCUGCUCGGCUCACCAGUCACC
Paramormyrops kingsleyae is the source of this 1469-nucleotide messenger RNA. The record is from RefSeq and is a predicted model, not a curated record. Lineage: Eukaryota; Metazoa; Chordata; Actinopteri; Osteoglossiformes; Mormyridae.